Messenger RNA from Salvia splendens (bonfire salvia), 915 nucleotides. Its product is annotated as cytosolic sulfotransferase 17-like. The record is from RefSeq and is a predicted model, not a curated record. Bases 1 to 915 code for a protein of 304 amino acids. The transcript has a single exon. Lineage: Eukaryota; Viridiplantae; Streptophyta; Magnoliopsida; Lamiales; Lamiaceae. Gene Ontology annotation, molecular function: sulfotransferase activity.
AUGGAUUUAUCUACCCUCCCAAAAGAAAAUUGGUGGGGUGAUCAUGAUUAUCUCUAUAAAGUAGGUGGCUUUUGGCUUUUGCCUCAAUUCAUCCAAUCCAUUUAUAGGGUUGUUAAGUAUUUCAAGCCAAUCCCAAGUGAUAUAAUAUUGGCUUCUUAUCCAAAAACAGGUACUACAUGGCUCAAAUCACUUGUUUUCUCUAUUGUCCACCGAUCUUCCAAUUCCAAACAUCGUCUAUCCCUAAAUAACCCCCAUGAUUUGGUCCCGACUUUAGAGGUUCAAGUUUUUACAACAUCAAAUAUUGCCCCUAGUAGUGAAAAUCAAUCAAGUCGAAUAUUCAGCACGCACAUCCCAUAUCAGCUUCUAUCGGAAACCCUAGAUUCGUCAGAAUGUCGCGUUGUCUACGUGACAAGGAACCCUAAGGACACCCUUGUCUCGACGUGGCAUUUUGUCAACAAGUGGAAGAAAGCACUGGACCAUCCUUGGCAACUCGACGUGGCGAUCGAUAAGUUUUGCCAAGGAUUGAGCCCAUGUGGGCCUUACUAUGAUCAUGUGAUGGGGUACAAGAAGUUGAGCUUGGAGAGGCCAACUAAUGUGUUUUUCAUUACCUAUGAGGAGCUUAGGGUUGAUCCAAUAACUCAUGUCAAGAGAUUGGGUGAGUUUUUAGGGUUUCCAUUCGAAGGAGAUGAACAAGUUCAAGAGGUUGUCGAUAGUUGUAGUUUCGAAGUGCUAAGUAACUACGAAGUGAACAGGUCGGAGGAAUCUCCGACUUGGUUCCAACUUCCAUAUAAUUCUUUUUUUAGAAAAGGGGACGUUGGAGAUCACAAAAACUAUCUCACUGAUGAGACUAUUGAGCGCAUCGAUGCACUUACUAGAGAAAAAUUUCAUUCCUUGGGUUUCAAUUAUGGGACCUAA